Molecule: messenger RNA, 717 nt
Organism: Styela clava
Lineage: Eukaryota; Metazoa; Chordata; Ascidiacea; Stolidobranchia; Styelidae
Source: RefSeq, a predicted model, not a curated record
GACGCAACACGUAUCCUAAAAUUUGAAAGAGAGAGAACAAUUUCUCUUCCCGCUUCAGAGUAGUGAGUCAGCUUGCAUAGGAUAUAUUCCGAUGUGAAUAGACUGAAGCUUCAUUCUAAACUUUGCUGUUCGAAAAUUUAUUUUCAUCGAAGCGAAAUUGACGAAAUUCUUGGAUUCGAAAUGAAGAUUCCGAUUCGACACAGUUUCAUCGGACUAAUACUGUUGAUGGAAGCUUGUUUAUUCAUUAAAGGUGAGAAAUGCUGGAUGCCUAUGGUUUGCGACGGGCAACCUACUUGGAGAGACGUUAAGAAUGGACAGUGCACAAAAGACGAAGAGAACGCUUUGGAAGCCUUAACGGAACAAUUACACGGAAUGAAAAGUGAGCUCCAUCAGUUAAAAAAGACAAUGGAAAAAUCAGAGACAAACUCAGUGCUGUCCUCUGUUGCAAGUGUCAAAGAAACGACCACGCCCUCUGUUGCAAGUGUCAAAGAAACGACCACGCCCUCUGUUGCAAGUGUCAAAGAAACGACCACGCCCCCUGUAGCAAGUGUCAAAGAAACGACCACGCCCUCUGUAGCAAGAUACAAAGACAAGAAAACUUCUUCUACCAGCGCUUCAACCGCCAUUGGCACAUCACCUUGGUCAACUAAGGAAGCCUUUUUCUCUACUUUUCGCCCACAAACUACAAAAGUUGAACAGAAUACAGAGCCAAUCUAA